Molecule: messenger RNA, 1051 nt
Organism: Austrofundulus limnaeus
Lineage: Eukaryota; Metazoa; Chordata; Actinopteri; Cyprinodontiformes; Rivulidae
Gene: ran
Product: RAN, member RAS oncogene family
Exons: 7
Coding region: 45-704 (219 amino acids)
Biological process (GO): protein import into nucleus; ribosomal subunit export from nucleus
Cellular component (GO): nucleus; cytoplasm
Molecular function (GO): GTP binding; GTPase activity
Source: RefSeq, a predicted model, not a curated record
UUUACUCUUUCGUCUGUUCGCAUUGACACCGAAAAGUCGCAACCAUGGCUGACUCAAUGGGACAGUGUGUGCCUGUGGCGGUGUUCAAGUUGGUACUGGUUGGAGAUGGAGGCACAGGAAAAACGACUUUUGUGAAGAGGCACAUUACAGGAGAGUUUGAGAAGAAGUAUGUAGCUACUCUUGGAGUAGAAGUUCACCCGCUGAUGUUCCACACCAACAGAGGACCCAUCAAGUACAACGUGUGGGACACGGCCGGUCAAGAGAAGUUUGGAGGGCUGAGAGAUGGCUACUAUAUCCAAGCUCAGUGUGCRAUCAUCAUGUUCGACGUCACCUCUCGGGUCACCUACAAGAACGUGCCCAACUGGCAUCGCGACCUGGUGCGGGUCUGCGAGAACAUUCCCAUCGUCCUCUGUGGCAACAAGGUAGACAUCAAAGACAGAAAAGUCAAAGCCAAAAGCAUCGUGUUUCAUCGCAAGAAGAACCUGCAGUACUACGACAUUUCUGCCAAAAGUAACUACAACUUUGAGAAGCCCUUCCUGUGGUUAGCGAGGAAGUUGAUCGGUGAUCCCAACCUGGAGUUUGUGGCCAUGCCAGCUCUCGCUCCCCCCGAGGUCCAGAUGGACCCCUCACUUGCUGCUAAGUAUGAGGAAGAGCUUCAAGUUGCAUCACAGACAGCACUCCCAGAUGAAGAAGAUGACCUCUAACCUGUCUCCUGGCUCCCACCCUCCCCUCCCCCAACUGUGGACAGAAAGUUGUUGGAGUUUUGUCCUCGCGCCUCCCCUUACUGUAAAAUCCCUUUUCAGAAUUUUUGUUAUAUUUGAAUUUUUUUUGUUUUCAAAUUAAGGACAGAAAAAAAAAAAACUUAGUGCAAAAGUAGUUCUGAUUUUACUGUCUGACACCUGGCCACCCGUGUUGUUGUUGCUGGCGUGGUAACAUGCCGCUCUUUAUGUCGUCAAACACCCUUCGCCGCACAUAUCCUGCUCACAUAAUGCUGUUGUACUGGAAGCACUAAGGGGAAUAAACUUUGAAUAAAAACAUUCUCAAUAUAAAA